AUCAUGGCGGCGUACAUGGCUCCUGCAGCUGUCAGAUGUCCAGUAGUGUUUUUACUUAAAGACACUAUUCUGAUCUCGAAGAAAGUUUAUCAACCGUCAGCCAGAUGCACUAUUAAAGGUUACAGUUGCUGGAGGAGCUACAGUUCAUCGUCAACCUCCUGGUCGUCUGGGUCUCCAGCAGCAGAUAUCUGUGCCCACAGUGAAACUGUUAAACACUACAUUCGCCUCGUUGAGUGUGGCUCACUGAAGAAAGAUGCCCAGCAGAGAGAUGUGAUUCUGCAGCUAGCUCAGCUGCAACAAAGCCUGAAAAACUAUAGUAAUAGGAUUUACUUGAACCCACCUCCACCGAGGGAAAGCUCAAAAGAAAGUCAUCUUCAAAAAGAAAACAAAGAUGGAGAACCUUCUACAAAGGAGGAACUCCCUCAGCCACCACCACCACCACCUCCACCCAAAGGCUUCUAUCUCUAUGGAGAUGUUGGCACAGGGAAGACCAUGCUCAUGGACAUGUUUUACAACAAUGUGGAAAACCCUCAUAAGAAACGAGUCCAUUUCAACAGCUUCAUGUUGGACAUCCACAAAAGGAUCCAUCGGAGGAAACAAAGCCUGCCAAAACGAAGGCUCGGGAAAAUGUUCACCUAUGACCCCAUAUCGCCGGUUGCCAUGGAGAUCAGCAGUGAAACCUGCCUCCUGUGUUUUGACGAGUUUCAGGUGACAGACAUCGCUGAUGCCAUGAUUCUGAAACAGCUGUUUGAGACCCUGUUUAAGACCGGAGUGGUGGUGGUGGCUACGUCUAAUAGACCCCCUGAUGAUCUGUACAAAAAUGGACUUCAGAGGGGCACCUUUCUACCUUUCAUCGACGUGCUGAAGGAGUACUGCCACACAAUCUGCCUGGACUCUGGGAUCGACUACAGGAGGCUGGACAAAGCUGAAGCAGGGAAACUCUACUACCUCACAGAGGAGCCUGGUGCAGAGGCCUUCCUGGAUGCACGGUUUGAGGAGCUGGCUUUAACUCAAAGGAGUGUAACAGGCCCUCGGCUGCUCAAGGUGCUUGGUCGAGAGGUGACUCUGGAGAAGACUUGUGGCUCUAUCGCUGACUGUACUUUUGAUGAGCUGUGUGGCAAACCUCUGGGUGCCGGUGAUUACCUGGAAAUGGCACAGCUCUUUGACAUUGUAUUCAUCCGCCAUGUUCCUCUGCUAACACUGAGCCUGAGGGACCAGGCCAGGCGUUUCACUACCCUCAUAGACAACUUCUACGACAACAAGGUGAGGGUGGUGCUGCUGGCAGAGGCUCCUAUUGAGCAGCUUUUCGCCCACAGAGGAGGAGAAGAUGAGAGGGACAGACAACUGCUGGAUGAUCUCGGUCUCAGCGGGGAUGCAGCAGAACGUCUGACUCUGUUCACAGCCGAGGAGGAGAUCUUUGCCUUCCAGAGAACUGUCUCCAGACUGAUUGAGAUGCAAUCAGAGGCUUACUGGAUGGAGGGAGACCGCAGACACAGCAAGAAACACAUAAACUCCUAAUUUACUGUUCUGACUACUUGAUGAACAUUUACUUCCAGACAACAUGGUACCUCAUUGUCUACUAACUCUAUAACAUAUGAUCUGAGGUUGCAGAAAUUUAGAAAUAUCAGGUCCAUUUUGGAUUAAGCUCUUAAUCUACUGCAUUACAUCCAAGAAAACCUACAGAAAUCUAAGUAUGGAAAAGAAGAUACUCGUUUUCAGUCAGAAUCUGAUUUCAAUUUGUCUAUUGCAUGAGUCUUACAGAGUUUUUCUGUCGGGCCCUCUUCUAUGAGGUCUGCUCUCUCCCCCUUGUGGACCAUGAAAUUUAAAGAAAACAGAAACCUCUCCAGCAUGAGUGAACCUCUAAGCAAACAGGUGCCUACUUCAGGGAAGGACGGCAGGCAUAGUGUCGCCCAUAGUAGACGGCUACCGCCCUCUAGUGGCUGAUUGGGGAAAAAUUCCCAAGCUUUUCCUUUCUUUAUAAAGUAAUAUCCAUAUUUUCUGUGUAGGUUUGGAUUAAAACCCAAAUGUAUGCAACAUGGGAGCAAUUUAAAAUGUUGUCCAAGUAUUUAAUGAAUGAAAUCAAACACUGUAUUUACAUUAAAAUCAGGGGAAUCUGUAUUGCAAAGUCAGCUUGCCAACUUUUAAAUUUCAGAAUAAUUAAAUAAUCAAGGGGUUUUUUUUUUGUGAAGAGGUUGUAUACUGUUGAUGUUGAUUCAAUAAAAUGUGUUAUGUGGUUGUGUAAAUAGGAUUAAAUCUACAAUAGGGAGUUUUAGUUAUUAAUGGGUGAAGAUGGCCUAGUGGUAAGGUAGAGGCCCAUUUUCCAGGGUUCCUGCAGAACUUUGAAAAGUCUUGAAAUUAGACUCGUAAGAUCUAAGGCCUGAAAGAUCUUAAAUUUUAAAGGGCACUAACUUAUACAUUGUUUUACCCAGUCUUCAUUGUUGGGCUAAAGUCUGCAAUGUGCAGUUUCUGUGCAGCUGUGUCACUCUUUUAGUACCAUCUGUUUUCGCUGCAUGAAGUCUGCAUGUCUCUUAGCUUUAUUACAGUAGUUUAACUCUCAGCCUGUGUUGAUCGUUGUGAGAUAGACUCACAGGUCACAAGUCACUCUGCAGAUCUCAACCUGUCAUUUGUCCGUUUUGUGGAGUUUUCUCAGCUGAAGCAACACACCACAUGGUUUAUUUGCUUAAUGAUAUACUCCCUGUUUUCUUUAAAUGCACGGUUAUGACCUAAGAAGCGAGGAACAGGGCCCCCAUCCCUCGUCAGUCUGGUUUGUAUACCAGCAUACUGGUAUGGAAGUCACUCUGGUAUAUACACUCCCCAGCCACUUUAUCAGGUACAUCUGUUCAAUCUUUGUCACACAAAUAGCUAAUCAGCCAAUCACAUGUCAGCAACUCAAUACAUUUAGGCAUGUAGACGGGGUCAAGAUGACUUUCUGGAGUUCAAAAUGAACAUUAGAAUGGGGAAGAAAGGUGUAGGGAAAAGGUUUAAGGGAAAAUAUCUCGUGAGCAGCAGCUCCAUGGAUGAAAAUGCCUUGUUGAUGUCAGAGGUCAGAGGAGAGUGGCAACCUGAAAGGCAACAGAAACUCAAAUAACCACAUACUACAACCAUGGUAUGUCAAAUACCGUCUCUGAGUGUAGACCUCACCAAAGUUGGAUAACAGACGAUUGGAAAAACGUUGUCUGGUCUGAUGAGUCUCGAUUUCAGCUGCAACAUUCAGAUGGUUGGGUCAGAAAUUGACAUAAACAACAUGAAAGCAUGGGUCCAUCCUGCCUUGUAUCAAUGAUUCAGGUAGUGGUGUAGGGGAUAUUUUCUUGGCACUUUGGGCUCCUUAGUACCAUUAAAGCAUUGUUUGAACACCACAGCCUACUUGAAUAUUGUUCCU
Messenger RNA from Cheilinus undulatus (humphead wrasse), 3379 nucleotides. It is a transcript of the gene afg1lb, whose product is annotated as AFG1 like ATPase b. The transcript is spliced from 13 exons. The record is from RefSeq and is a predicted model, not a curated record. Gene Ontology annotation, cellular component: cytoplasm; mitochondrion. Bases 4 to 1518 code for a protein of 504 amino acids. Gene Ontology annotation, molecular function: ATP binding; ATP hydrolysis activity. NCBI's taxonomy places the organism in Eukaryota, Metazoa, Chordata, Actinopteri, Labriformes, Labridae.